Dovyalis caffra is the source of this 1539-nucleotide messenger RNA. NCBI's taxonomy places the organism in Eukaryota, Viridiplantae, Streptophyta, Magnoliopsida, Malpighiales, Salicaceae. The record is from the annotation of a GenBank genome assembly.
AUGGCUGCUUCUAAGGUUUCGCUAUGGUCCUGUGUAUUCCUCUUCUCUCUAGUUGUAGCGCUUUCUGCUGGAGAGGAUGAAUCAAAGGAGUACGUGCUGACUCUAGAUCACUCCAAUUUUACUGAAACCGUUUCCAAGCACGAUCUCAUCGUUGUCGAAUUCUACGCUCCUUGGUGUGGGCACUGUAAGAAGCUUGCUCCAGAGUAUGAGAAAGCUGCUUCUGUACUGAGCAGUAACGAUCCUCAAGUUAUUCUUGCGAAAGUUGAUGCGAAUGAGGAUGGUAACAAAGAGAUCGCUAACCAAUAUGAGGUCAAGGGAUUCCCCACUAUUAAAAUCUUGAGAAAUGGAGGGAAGUCUGUUCAAGAAUACAAAGGCCCUCGUGAGGCAGAUGGCAUUGUCGAGUAUCUGAAGAAACAAAGCGGUCCUGCUUCUGCUGAAUUAAAAUCAGUUGAUGAUGCUACCAGUCUCAUCGGUGACAAGAAAGUAGUAAUUGUUGGGGUGUUCCCAAAAUUCUCUGGAGAGGAGUAUGAGAACUUUUUGGCUGUUGCCGAUAAACGACGUUCUGACUAUGAAUUUGGCCAUACUUUGGAUGCUAAGCACCUUCCACGUGGGGAAUCAUCAGUAUCUGGACCCCUAGUUAGAUUGUUCAAGCCAUUUGAUGAACUCUUUGUUGAUUCUAAGGACUUUAAUGUGGAUGCACUUGAGAAGUUUAUUGAGGAGUCUAGCGUACCCACUGUGACUGUCUUCAAUAAUGACCCAAACAAUCACGCUUUUGUUGUCAAAUAUUUUGACAGCCCCCUUGCCAAGGCAAUGUUGUUUGUGAACUUCAGCGGUGAAAGUGCUGAUUCCAUUAAAACUAAGUAUCAAGAAGUUGCUGAACAACACAAAGGAGAUGGUUUAGUCUUUUUGUUGGGAGACCUUGAGGCCAGUCAAGGUGCCCUACAGUAUUUUGGACUCAGAGAGGACCAAGUGCCUCUUCUCAUCAUACAGACUACUGAUGGAACGAAAUACUUGAAGCCAAACUUGGAGUCUGAUCAAAUUGCUCCUUGGGUGAAGGAUUACAAGGAAGGAAAAGUACCACCAUUUACUAAAUCUGAACCUAUCCCGGAAGCUAACGAUGAGCCAGUGAAAGUUGUGGUUGCUGACAGCCUUGAUGACAUGGUUACCAAAUCUGGAAAAAAUGUCCUUUUGGAGUUUUAUGCCCCUUGGUGCGGUCACUGUCAAAAAUUGGCUCCAAUCUUAGACGAAGUUGCUGUCUCAUAUCAAAAUGAUGCUGAUGUUCUUAUUGCAAAGCUUGACGCAACUGCAAAUGAUAUUCCAGGUGAUGCUUACGACGUCAAAGGAUUCCCCACUGUUUACUUUAGGUCCGCUGGUGGAAAGUUGGUGCAGUAUGAAGGAGACAGGACCAAGCAAGACAUCAUUGAUUUCAUUGAGAAGAACCGGGAUAAAGCUGUCCAACAAGAGCCAGCGAAGGAGCAAGAGCCAGCAAGGAGCAAGCCAGCAAAGAUGAGCUUUGAAAAAACAUGCUUAGCUAUGUAG